Messenger RNA from Heteronotia binoei (common prickly gecko), 1743 nucleotides. It is a transcript of the gene RASD1, whose product is annotated as ras related dexamethasone induced 1. The transcript has 2 exons. Gene Ontology annotation, molecular function: GTPase activity; GTP binding. NCBI's taxonomy places the organism in Eukaryota, Metazoa, Chordata, Lepidosauria, Squamata, Gekkonidae. Bases 121 to 957 code for a protein of 278 amino acids. The record is from RefSeq and is a predicted model, not a curated record.
GCUCCUCGCUCGCCUCCUUGCUCGCCUCUCUCCGCGCCGGGAUCGCGCCUCUCGCCGUUCCCUUUCCCCCGGCCAGCUCGCUCGGUGCGCGCCCCGUCGCGGUUCCCUCUAUUGUGCCCGAUGCGCCUGGCGGAGAUGAUCAAGAAGAUGGGGCCCAGCGAAGCGGAGCUCAACAUCCCGGCCAAGAACUGCUACCGGAUGGUCAUCUUGGGCUCCUCGAAAGUGGGCAAGACGGCCAUCGUGUCCCGCUUCCUCACCGGGCGCUUCGACGACCAGUACACGCCCACCAUCGAGGACUUCCACCGCAAGUUCUACAGCAUCCGCGGCGAGGUCUACCAGCUGGACAUCUUGGACACCUCCGGCAACCACCCUUUCCCGGCCAUGAGGCGCCUCUCCAUCCUCACAGGAGACGUCUUCAUCCUGGUCUUCAGCCUGGACAACCGCGACUCCUUCGAAGAGGUCCAGCGUCUGAAGCAGCAGAUCGUGGAGACCAAGUCCUGCCUGAAGAACAAGACCAAGGAAAACGUGGAUGUCCCCUUGGUCAUCUGCGGGAACAAGGGCGACCGGGACUUCUACCGGGAGGUCGGCCCCCGGGAGAUCGAGCAGCUGGUGGGCCCCGAUCCCAAGAAGUGCGCCUACUUCGAGAUCUCGGCCAAGAAGAACAGCAGCUUGGAUCAGAUGUUCCAGGCUCUCUUCGCCAUGGCCAAGUUGCCCAGCGAGAUGAGCCCCGACCUCCACCGCAAGGUCUCCGUCCAAUACUGCGAACUCUUGCAGAAGAAGGCCCUCAAGAGCAAGAAGCUGCUCAAGGAAGGAGCUGGGGAGGGCGGGGGAGAGGCCUACGGCAUCGUGGCCCCCUUCGCCCGCCGCCCCAGCGUGCACAGCGACCUCAUGUACAUCCGAGAAAAGGCCAUCCGAGGCGGGCAGGCCAAGGACAAAGAGCGCUGCGUGAUCAGCUAAGGCGGCUUGGGAGUUUUACCAAAGCUUUGCCGUCGAGACUUGGGCCGCCGGUGGGGUGGCGUCCGCCUUGUGGUGAGGGUGGCAUCGCCCAGCCCUCCAGGGCACCGUGCCUCCAACCUCCCCUCUUUUGGGGGAGGGGGACCUUUCUUCACCUGUGCCCCAUUUUUGAAGGAAGGGGUGUCGAGACUGCUGAUAGAGAGGAGGGCGCUCCCUGGUGCGAGAAGAGACUUUGGACUGGCGGAGAGAUCUUUUGGAAGCAGGGUGUGGCGGGAAAGAGGGGGGGUUCUCUCCAGACCCUCCCGGCAUCCUAUAUUGUCUAAGACUUGAUUUUGAAGGGGGAGCUGAGUCGUUGGAGGGGUGGCGUUCUGGCUGGGAGGGUGAAACCAGCCCGUACAGACUUCUGAAAGUGGUGUCUGUCUGUCUGUCUGUCUCUGUCAUUAUUGGCGUGCUCUUGGAAAGCACUUUGAGAAGAAAACUUGUUUGCUAUCAAAAGAUAUUGGCAAAAUUCUCCACUCCCUUUCUCUCCCCCUCCCCACUUGUGGGAAUAGCAGGGGAGGUCGGGCUGGUGGGCAAGUUUUCUUGUUUACAUUGUCUUUGUCUGUCUUGGUUUGUUUUUCCUGGCAAAAACGGAACUUUUUUGAAAAAAACCAGGCACUUUACGCGCAGAGUAUUUUGGUCCUCGGACCCGAACAAAAAUGGGAGCUUCAGUGGUUCUGCGGUGUGUGGCCGUUGUCUCCUUUUUUGUUAUAUUUUUUCUACAAAAUAAAAAAAAACCUUUUCAAAUUA